This is a messenger RNA of Periophthalmus magnuspinnatus, 2474 nucleotides long. It is a transcript of the gene lgals9l3, whose product is annotated as lectin, galactoside-binding, soluble, 9 (galectin 9)-like 3. The record is from RefSeq and is a predicted model, not a curated record. NCBI's taxonomy places the organism in Eukaryota, Metazoa, Chordata, Actinopteri, Gobiiformes, Gobiidae. Bases 75 to 2114 code for a protein of 679 amino acids. The transcript is spliced from 16 exons. Gene Ontology annotation, molecular function: galactoside binding; carbohydrate binding. Gene Ontology annotation, cellular component: cytosol; nucleus. Gene Ontology annotation, biological process: positive regulation of gene expression; negative regulation of CD4-positive, alpha-beta T cell proliferation; negative regulation of type II interferon production.
AACGAAGUAAACUUUAAACUUCACUGUCGUUUCCAGCGGUGUGGUCUCGUGUCCUCUUCUGUCACAUCCUUACCAUGGCUUUUCAACAACAAACUCCUUUCUACAACCCGAGGAUCCCGUUCACUGGUUCGAUUCAUGGAGGUCUGCAGGACGGGAAAAGUAUCACUUUGAGCGGGAGAGUGUCUCCAGUAGCCGACAGGUUUCAUAUAAAUCUGCAGUGUGGCACGAGGCAGAACGCAGAUGUAGCGUUUCAUUUUAACCCUCGAUACGAGUCCCACCCCAUGACCGUGGUCUGCAACACUUUCCAAUAUGGCAGCUGGGGGGCAGAAGAGCGCCAAUUAAAUGCCCCCCUAUUAAAAGGCGCAGGGUUCACUAUCACCAUCACCGUCCGCGCACACGCCUACCAGGUGUCUAUAAACAAUCAGCACUUUCUGGAGUUCAGACACAGGAUCCCGUUUCAACAAGUCGACACGAUCGCAGUGGGUGGGAAAGUUGAAGUCUCCUCCAUCUCCUUCAUGAACGCCGCCACUGGGUUCCCUGCUCAGCCCGGGAUCUUUCCGCAGAUGGCUGUUCCUUCGUUCGGAGCGUUCCCUACUGGUCCGGCUUUCCCUCCGCAGCCUGGUUUUCCAGCUCAACCCGGAUUUCCAGCUCAACCCGGAUUUCCAGCUCAGCCUGGAUUUCCUCCUGCUAUGCCUGUGGUCCCGUACCGCACCGCCAUCAGUGGAGGACUCAUGCCCGGUCGAACCGUCACCAUCCAGGGGAGUGUGACCCCAAACGCAAAGAGGUUCCAUGUGAAUCUGUGUUACCCAUCAGGCAUUGCGCUGCAUUAUAACCCGCGCUUCGGUGACAACGCCGUGGUGAGAAACACGAAGGAGAGAGAGAGGUGGGGCAGCGAGGAGAGGGGCGGAGCUAUGCCCUUCCAGAGAGGACACGCCUUCACGCUGACCAUCUGCUGUGAGCGUCAGUCUUUCCGGAUCAUUGUGAACGGGAUGCAGGCUCAUGACUACAGGCACCGCUUCCUCCAUCUACAGCAGGUCACCACUCUGGAGAUCGACGGGGAUGUAACUCUCACCUCAUCACUGUCGUUUCCAGCGGUGUGGUCUCGUGUCCUCUUCUGUCACAUCCUUACAAUGGCUUUUCAACAACAAACUCCUUUCUACAACCCGAGGAUCCCGUUCACUGGUUCGAUUCACGGAGGUCUGCAGGACGGGAAAAGUAUCACUUUGAGCGGGAGAGUGUCUCCAGUAGCCGACAGGUUUCAUAUAAAUCUGCAGUGUGGCACGAGGCAGAACGCAGAUGUAGCAUUUCAUUUUAACCCUCGAUAUGAGUCCUACCCCAUGACCGUGGUCUGCAACACUUUCCAUUAUGGCAGCUGGGGGGCAGAAGAGCGCCAGUACAAUGCCCCUCUACCAAAAGACGCGGGGUUCACUAUCACCAUCACCGUCCGCGCACACGCCUACCAGGUGUCUAUAAACGGUCAGCACUUUCUGGAGUUCAGACACAGGAUCCCGUUUCAACAAGUCGACACGAUCGCAGUGGGUGGGAAAGUUGAAGUCUCCUCCAUCUCCUUCAUGAACGCCGCGACUGGGUUCCCUGUUCAGCCCGGGAUCUUUCCGCAGAUGGCUGUUCCUUCGUUCAGCGCGCCGUUCUCUGCUCCUCGCUCCAGGAGGCUGAGGAAGGCUGGUUUUCCAGCUCAGCCUGGAUUUCCUCCUGCUAUGCCUGUGGUCCCGUACUACAGCGCCAUCAGUGGAGGACUCAUGCCCGGUCGCACCAUCACCAUCCAGGGGAGUGUGACCCCAAAUGCAACGAGGUUCCAUGUGAAUCUGUGUUACCCAUCAGGCAUUGCGCUGCAUUAUAACCCGCGCUUCGGUGACAACGUCGUGGUGAGAAACACGAAGGAGAGAGAGAGGUGGGGCAGCGAGGAGAGGGGCGGAGCUAUGCCCUUCCAGAGAGGACACGCCUUCACGCUGACCAUCUGCUGUGAGCAUCAGUCUUUCCGGAUCAUUGUGAACGGGAUGCAGGCUCAUGACUACAGGCACCGCUUCCUCCAUCUACAGCAGGUCACCACUCUGGAGAUCGACGGGGAUGUAACUCUCACCUCAGUCGUGGCCUGAGCAGGACCAGGGACCAAACACAAGCAAAACUUCUAUAAGAUAAACCACUUAACGUCCUUAUACGCUUCACUGUCCAGUUGUAUUGUUGCAUAGACCUCAGCUUGAGUCAGUCUAAUACUAUGUACGUUAUAGUUUUCAGAUUUGAUUUCUGACGUUGACGUUAAAUCUAUUUCAAUGUUGUUGUUUUUUAUAUUUUAAAGUCAGAGGCUUCAGACCCUCCCCCAGAAAUAUGAUGUAAUAGUUAUAUAUAAAGUUGUAGGACAAAAGGGAAAACACAUCACUCUCCAGGACAUAGUAGUUUUAAUAAACCCAUAGUAAAGAAAAUCAUGUUAUCAAAGUGUACAAGUGUGUGUAUGUCAA